Messenger RNA from Amyelois transitella, 3560 nucleotides. RefSeq names its product striatin-3 (gene Cka). The record is from RefSeq and is a predicted model, not a curated record. The transcript is spliced from 9 exons. NCBI's taxonomy places the organism in Eukaryota, Metazoa, Arthropoda, Insecta, Lepidoptera, Pyralidae. Bases 240 to 2321 code for a protein of 693 amino acids. Gene Ontology annotation, molecular function: protein binding.
UGAAUUAUGAAAAAAAACAAAACGCAAUGUAGCGGACGGACGUCGUUUCGACUUUUCUAUUCCGUCAUGCAAUAAUUUUUUGUCAUUCAUGAGUUCGUCGAUAAAAAGUAUUUUAAAUGGUGAAUCUUAUGUGAAUGUUAGUUGAAAUAUAGUUAAAUGAUGUGUUAAUAUAUCGUUUCGGGUAGUUCAUGUUCGUAGUUCGAUAGGUGUGUGACAAGUUCGGUAAUGGUGGCCAUGUCAUGAAAAUCCCAACAGCCAUGGAUGAUAGCUCCGUGUCUCAUCACAACGGAGGGCAAGUGGGAUCUCAGAUUGGAGUCAGUGUAAAUAACAAACAAAAUGAUGAACCUAGCCAAAGUAUCCAGUAUUCAAUACCGGGAAUAUUACAUUUUAUACAACAUGAAUGGGCGAGAUUCGAGUUGGAGAGAUCACAAUGGGAGGUGGACAGAGCCGAAUUUAAGGCACAGAUCGCCUUCCUCCAAGGUGAGAGGAAGGGUCAAGAGAAUCUAAAGAAUGACCUUGUAAGGCGUAUCAAGAUGCUUGAGUAUGCGUUGAAGCAAGAAAGGGCGAAGUUCCAUAAGCUCAAGUAUGGGGUAGAUCUUCAACAAGGCGAUGUGCGUCCGCCGCCUGAGGAGCCGCCAGCAGACCCGGAGCCGGUGGAGCGGGCGCCGUGGAAGAAUGGGCGCCAGGUCCUCAAACAGUACUUGCAGGAAAUAGGAUGUACAGAUACAAUACUGGAAUUGCGCUCAAAUCGACUGCGGACACUGUUGGGGCAGAAUGAAGAACGUGGAGAAGAUCCCAACUACAGAAACUAUGACAAGCAGCGUGAACGAUAUGAGAUAUGCAGUAAUCAUGCUAUGAAUGCCAAUAUGGCUAUGGCUCGUAAAUAUGAUUAUGGAGGCAAAGACCCUCGCAAGAGUGGCAUGUCCACCGGCUACAAUGAGGAAGGUCUUUCUGCGCAAGAGACAACGGCCGUGUUCGCUAAUUUUGAGUUCUUGGCCAGCCAGGAGAUGGACAUGGAUGACAUUGAUGAUCUUGAUGCUAAGCAACCUCACCAUCCUACGGGGAAACAAGGCGAAGAGGUAGAUCUGGAAGCAGAGGAGGUGCUGAAUGAGCUGAAUCUGCUCACUGAGAGCGAGGCUGACGGCGGUGGACAAGGUGAUGAAUAUCCUGUUGGGAAAUUCUCCGGGCCGAGCGCGGCCGCUCCCGCCGCGGCGGCGACGGCGUCCACGGCCGCCAGCGGCGCCGGCGAGGCGGACGAGGAGCCCCUGGCGCUGGGGGAGCUCGCGCAGCUCACCGUCAGCAAUGAGCCCGAGGCUUACGACGUGGCCAGCGCCAAUAAGGAGUCCUUCCGCAAGACGUGGAACGCGAAGUACACGCUACGCUCGCACUUUGAUGGAGUGCGAGCUCUCGCCUUCCACCCCACCGAGGCAGCCCUAGUGACUGCUUCCGAAGACCACACCCUCAAACUGUGGAACUUGCAACGUACGGUGCCGGCGAAGAAAUCGGCCGGCCUCGAUGUAGAACCGCUAUACACGUUCCGCGCCCAUACUGCGCCUGUUCUGUGCUUGGCGAUGGGAGCUCCGAGAUCCGAGGAAUGUUUCUCAGGAGGACUCGAUUCCACUAUUCGCGUUUGGAAUUUGCCCCCGCCGACAGCGGAUCCUUAUGAUCCGUACGAUCCUGCUGUUCAGGGUCCUGUUCUGCGUGACCAUACAGAUGCAGUAUGGUCUUUAUCGACGGCGCACGGGCGACUGCUGUCUUCAUCAGCGGACGGUACCGCAAGGCUUUGGGCUCCACGAGCGGCAAGGCCCUUACUGGCUACCCUGAGAGAUCCUAGUCUGCAGAUCAGCAACGUUCCCGCCGCUGCUGAUUUCGCAGACGCUGGGGCUAGAGCCGCAGUUGUUUAUAGAGACGGCGCGCUGCUCAUCUAUGAUCUCGAGACCGGACAGACGGUGAUGCGCGUGGCGUGCGAGAGCCCGGCGGCGCGCGUGCGCGCGCACCCCGCGCUGCCGCUGCUGGUGACGGCGCACGAGGACCGCCACAUCCGCUUCUGGGACGGCGUGGCGGGCCGCUGCGCGCACGCCAUGGUGGCGCACCUGGACGCCGUCACCGGGCUGGCGCUCGACCCCAACGGCCUGUUCCUGCUGUCCAGCUCGCACGACUGCUCCGUGCGCCUCUGGAACCUCGACACCAAGACCUGCGUGCAGGAGAUCACCGCCCACCGCAAGAAGUUCGACGAGAGCAUCCUCGACGUCGCCUUCCACCCGCUGCGGCCCUACAUCGCCAGCGCCGGCGCCGACGGACUCGCCAAAGUCUUCGUCUGAAUCUAACUUAUAUUAUAUUAAAUAAAUGUAAUUUCACUUUCGAUACGAACUCUGUAUUGCUCGGGACGCACGAGGGUAGUUUUCUCGGACGGCGCUCGACCGUAUCUACCUAUCGUAUCCCGCCGUCUUAGAUGUGGUUCGUUAGCGAUGUUGGCGUAGAUAAACAGACGUGGUAGAUAUAGGUCGAUGUUCAAAAUCACUAUUGUACAGUGCGAAAUAGGAAUGUGGUCGGUGGCAAUAUCGAUUUUGACAACUUGGCUAAUUCUACAACCAAUCACAAUCAUUCGUUUUAUACGUAAUUAACUUAGUUCUUGUAAAAUCAGUGCUUUUUUCUUUUUGUUAUCAUAUUACAUGAAUCACAUUACAUGAUUGACUUGAUAGCGGCUUUCGCAUCGUGUAACGUUUCAAUGAAACUUGCACUUAGACGAAAUUAUAAUCAAAAUGUAAGUGACAGAAUAAUGUGAUGAUUAAUGAACAAAAUAUGUUUAUAUAUAUUUGUAACUGUGGUGAACUAUGUUCGUGCGUACUGCGCAUGGUAGGAGCGGCGCCUGUCUAGUCCCUGUUCGGUUCCGAGUAGCGACGUACGAUCGACUGCGCGCACGCAGUGAUCGUUUACUUAUCGUAUUUAAAUAUUGUAACGUACGCGCCCGACGCUCGUUAUAAGCGCGUAGUGAAACUCAUCUAUGUAUAGACAUUUGAAAUCUAUUAUAAUAUAUUUUUAGACUUUCAGUAUGUGGAUUUUAGGUUUUUAUCGCGAAUUUUUCACCGAUUUUACGAUAUGCAGUGAGAAUAUUAUUCGUUUCUAUGCAUCUGUAAGUGAGACCUUGUAAUAAAUAUCAUGUGGAUACCGACUACAUAUGUUUCCUUGAUACGUCUUUGUUUUACUCAUCUGUACAGUUAGAUGUUACGCAGUAUUUUAUAAUCUCUUGCAGAGGACGAAUGGUGUUUCUUUAGCUAGUAUAUAUUAUUUAAAUCGAUUGGAUUACUAUAGAUAAUAUUCUUACUUUUUGUUUUGUGACAAUGUAUGCGUAUGCUCUCAUAAUAUCAUAUGCAGAUGGGCAAUCGAACAAAAUAUGAUUGAGUAGAUGUAUAUCGAAAGUAAGUAAUGUUUGUUCAUAAUGAGUACUGCGAUGUAGAAUAUAUAUAAAAACAUUACAAUAUACUUACCUUUAUUUUCCUCGAAUUCAUACUUGUACACAUACAUCAAAAUUGAUAGUAAAAAGCAACAUAACCGAAUCA